This is a messenger RNA of Cyanistes caeruleus (blue tit), 7989 nucleotides long. The record is from RefSeq and is a predicted model, not a curated record. NCBI's taxonomy places the organism in Eukaryota, Metazoa, Chordata, Aves, Passeriformes, Paridae.
GAGGGAUUUUCCCUGGCCUGUGAUAACGUACUAUGGAUCACAUGGUACGUUUCUGUCUAUCAGCAGCUCAUUUAACUGUGUGCCCUUUAUCCUCAAGCAGUGCUGAAGCAGAUUGAGAGUGAUGUGUUCCUGCAAGCAAUGCAAUCAGAAUCAUUAGCAUACGUUUUACUUCCAUCUUUUAACUUUCCAUGCCAUUUGUCUUGUGUUAAUUAAUUUUCCCUUACUGAUUUAGCUAGGUAACAGAACAGCUGUCUUGCAAAAGCCAAGGAUAUUAGAAGACAAUGUAAAAGUGCCAAGCAGAAUAUCUAUUCUAAAAUAGUUGUGUUUUUGUUUUACAGAUGGGCUGGUCACUUCUUUGUAAAUUAAUAGAAAUUUGUCCAAGUACUCUACAAAACAUAGCUCCUAAGGAUGUUGGGAAGGACUGGGAAGUACUGGGUGUUCACCAGCAGAUUCUUAAAAUGCUUACAGUUCACAAAGGAAAUAAAAGUCUUUCAGUAAUAGGACUAAAAGCAUUAAAUCUACUCCUCAUGUCAGACAUAAUUGCUUUCCUGCUCUUGGAAGAAGAGGUGGAUGUGUUCUCAUUGGUAUUUAAUGCCAUGCACACCUUCCCUAAAAAUGAAGAGAUCCAACAGCAUGGAUGUAAAGUAUUACACAAACUUUUUGAGAAAGUUCCAGAAGAGCAGCUGACUGAAUUUGUUGAAAGCAAAGAUCACAUGAUCAUACUGAACGUAUUUAAAGAGUUUCCAGAGAAAGAAGAGGUGAUUCUUCCUGCUCUUCAUUCAUUACAUUCCUUAGCUGGUCCACCCAGCAAUGUUGAAGUGCUCAUGUCGGGAAAUGUUCGCUGCUACAAUGUUAUAGUGGAAAUGAUGAAAAGUUUCCCCAGUCGUGAAACAGUUCAGGAAGUGAGUUGCUGUUUGUUGCACAAGCUUACAUUGGGAAAUUUUUUCAAUAUCCUUGUAUUACAUAAGGUUCCAGAAGUCAUUGUGAAGGCUGUUACAGCAUAUCCUGAAAAUGCAAAGUUACAAGCUGCCGCUCUCAGUUGUUUAGCUCUUCUAACUGAAACAAUAUUCUUAAACCGGGACUUAGAGGAAAGAAAAGAAGAGGAGGAGGAAGAAAAGUUAUGCUGGUUGGAAGCAUGUUACAGAGCAUUAGAACUGCACCGAAAAAAUACAGAUGUGCUGGAAGCUGCAUGCUGGGCUUUGAAAAGUCUGUUUCUGUAUCAACGCAACCUUCAUGAGAAGAUUGGAGAUGGAGAUAAUCAGUUCCCAAUAGACAGAGCAGUGAUGCUUUCCAUGUUGAUGCACUCCUCUUCAAAAGAAGUGUUUCAGGCAGCUUCUAGUACCUUGGCAAUUUUGUCACAACAAAAUGUAAAUAUUAGGAAGACACUUCUGGCAAAAGGCAUACAUAUGAAUGUCUUGGAUAUAAUGAGGAAGCAUCCACAUUCUCCUGAAGUGGUUGAAAGUGCCUGCAGGCUUCUGAAUCAUGUUUUUGAAGGAAGUUUCCCUCAUCUGGAUGUAAUGACUGUGGCAGUAUCAGAAGUUGUAAAAGCCAUGAGAAAAUAUGAAAAAUCACUCUCUGUACAACUGGAAGCAUUUCGAGUCCUUUUACACUUCAUGAUGCCCAAUACAAAGAAUGAACACCAGAAUGGUUCUUCCAGAGAUGUGGGAGAUGCUGCUUUUGCGCUUACAGGAAAAGUCAUUAAAAGCCAGUGUCUAUUGGAAGGAACUCACUCAUUGGUGCUUAAUGCUUUAAACAGGUUUAUUGGAAAUCCUAGCAUUCAGAAGUGUGGAUUAAAACUACUUGGUUCUGUAGCUGAGUGCACUGGUGCAUUAGAAAUUUUAACCCAGCAAGGAGCUACUGACACUGUGCUUCACACCCUGCAGAUGUAUCCAGAUGAACAAGAUAUACAGUGUUUGGGUUUGAGUCUUCUGCGCUCUUUGAUUACAAGGAAGAGUUUGUGUAUUGCAACUAUGCAUGUCCUGUCAGCAGUUCUGGUUUCUACUCUGCGACGAUUUAAAGAAGUCACUGAAAUCCAGAUGCAUGGUUUUCAUGCAAUCUUGGCGAUUCUUGGUUUGUCACCUUGUUUUGCAAAGCUGCUGGUAAAUGAAUCAUUUGAUACAAUCAUUUUUUACCAGAUGUCUAUGUGUUUCACUGACCAGCGAGAUCAACAGUUCCAAAGCCUGUGUUGUAAAUGUUUUGCUAAAAUAGCUGAAAAUGAUGAUUUAAAAAAUAUGAUGCUGGAAAAAGCAUGUAUGGAGUAUAACAGUAUUAUGGCUGAAUGUUUACUUCUACUGGGAGCUGAUAUUAAUAGGAAGACAAAGACAAACUCUUUGAUCUAUCAGGUUUGUGAGAAAGGAAAUAAUCCUAAACUGGUGGAAUUGUUAUUAGCCAAUGGUGCUCGAGAACAGGAUGUUCGGAGUGCUUUGACCAUCAGUAUAAAGAGAGGAGAUAGCCAAAUCAUCAGCUUGCUCUUAAAGAAGCUUAGCCUUGAUGUCACCAACAGCAGUAUAUGUCUUGGAGGAUUUGGUUUUGGCAGAUUAGAGCCUUCCUGGCUCAUUCCUUUGUUUCCAGAUAAACUUACUCAAACAAGAAAACAGAGUGCAGGUUCUGCACUGGCAAGGAUGGUGCUCAAAUUCCAGAUGAAAAACAUUUCAGAGGAUAGAUCAAGAGCCUCCUCUGAUCCAAAUUUGUCUGAAGAUGGAGUGGAUAGAAAUUACGAUUGGAAUUUCAUACCUGACCCAUUAGUGGACAGUAUUUUUCCUUUGACUGAUGACAUUGAUAGUGAAGGAAGUGAAGGUUCCCUUUUCACAAAAAAGAAGUCCAAUUCCAUUGCAGUUGCCGAUUUAUACUGUAGAGAAAUGGCAUGUCAGAGAGGUUCUCCUACUUUGCUGCGACAUUCCUACUCUGUGGGACCUGGCUCAGAUUAUGAACCAUUAAUGAAACAAAGACGAAAAUUCUUGCUCUCAGAUGAAUCCCCCAAAGGCGUCUCGAAAUUGUCAUCACAUAUAAGACCAUCAGACAGUCUUUCUUCAUUGAUCUCAGAGAAAGAAUAUAUUAAAUCACUAGAUCUUUCAUCAAAUGAGCUGGAGAACAUUGAUGCCAUCAGCCAGAAUAGCUGCUUAACUAGUCAUCUGGAACACCUUGAGAAACUGGAGCUCCACCAAAAUGCUCUUACAAACAUUCCAGAACAACUGUGUGAAAACUUGAAAUGCUUGACUUACUUGGAUUUGCACAGUAACCGAUUUAGUUCUUUCCCAAGUUACUUACUGAAAAUGAAUUGUAUUGCAAAUCUCGAUAUCUCGCGAAAUGACAUUGGACCUUCCUUUGCUUUGGAUCCUUGCCUCAGAUGUCCAACUCUAAAGCAACUUAAUCUUUCAUACAAUCAGCUGGUGUGCACUCCUGAAUUUCUUACAAGUGUUGCUGAGAAUCUGGAACAGCUCUUGCUGGAAGGAAACAAAAUUUCAUGCUUAUGUUCACCUCUAUGCUUGAAAGACCUGAAGAUUUUAAACAUUAGCAAGAACAGUAUUUCAUCCCUUGCUGAGAAUGUUUUCAUGGGCUGUACAAAACUGGAGCAGCUCAAUGCCAGGAUGAAUGUUCUUGAAAAAAUACCUGACUUGUCAUCCAGCAUAACAAGCUUAAAAUUAUCCCAGAAUUGUUUUAAUAAUGUUCCAGAAGCAAUUCUUCUUCUACCACAUUUGCGGUCAGUGGAUUUAAGCCAAAACAAGAUCGUAAGCCUGCCAGGACCAAUGCACUGGAAAUCACUAAAUUUAAGGGAGCUGUUAUUUAAUCAUAAUCAAAUAGAUGUCUUGGACUUGAGUGAAAAGGCAUGUGCAUGGUCUAGGCUAGAAAAGCUACACCUCUCCCACAACAAGUUAAAGGAGAUUCCUCCUCAGAUUGGCUUCCUAGAGAAUUUGACUUCUCUGGAUGUAAGUCAUAAUCCUGAUCUGAGAUUCUUUCCUGAUGAAAUGGGAAGACUGUCCAAAGUCUGGGAUCUUCCUUUGGAAGGACUCCAUCUUAAUUUAGACUUCAAGCAUGUGGGAUGCAAAGCCAGAGACAUUAUCAGAUUUCUUCAACAACGACUGAAGAAGGCUGUGCCUUAUAACAGAAUGAAGCUCAUGAUUGUUGGAAACACUGGCAGUGGGAAAACUACCCUGCUCCAACAACUAAUGAAAAGCAAACGAACAGAAUUGGGCUCUCCAAAAGCGACAGUAGGCAUUGAUGUAAAAGACUGGAUCAUUCAAGGGAAAGGCAAAAUGAAGAAGGAGCUUAUAUUAAAUGUGUGGGACUUUGGAGGACAAGAAGAGUUCUACAGUACCCAUCCUCAUUUCAUGACCCAGAGGGCUUUAUAUCUUGCUGUUUAUGAUCUCAGCAAAGGACAAGCAGAGGUGGAUGCUAUGAAGCCAUGGCUUUUUAACAUCAAGGCUCGAGCAUCAACAUCCCCUGUCAUCCUUGUUGGCACUCAUUUGGAUGUUUCUGAUGAAAUACAACGUAAGGCCUGCAUGAGUAAAAUUACUAGAGAGCUGUUGAACAAGCGAGGCUUCCCAGCAAUCCAGGACUACCACUUUGUCAAUGCUACGGAGGAAUCUGAUUCCAUUAUCAGACUUCGGAAAAUCAUCAUAAAGGAGAGUCUUCACUUCAAGAUCAGAGAUCAACCAGUAGUUGGUCAGCUAAUUCCUGACAGCUACCUGGAGCUGGAAAAGAGAAUUUUGCUGGAACGUAAAAAUGUCCCAGGGGAAUUUCCUGUAAUUGAUCAGAAACGUUUGCUGGAACUGGUUCAGGAAGGCCAGUUACAGCUGGAUGAAAAUGAACUCCCUCAUGCAAUUCACUUUCUGAAUGAAUCAGGUGUUCUUCUUCAUUUCCAAGACCCAGCACUACAGCUAAGAGAUCUGUAUUUCGUAGAUCCAAAGUGGCUGUGUAAAAUCAUGGCACAGAUUCUGAUGGUGAAAGUUGAAGGCUCUUCUAAAUACCCUAAGGGAAUUGUAAAGCGUUCAGAUGUGGAAAAAUUCCUUUUGAAGAAGAGCAAGUUCCCUAAAAUCUAUAUGUCACAGUAUUUUAAACUUCUGGAAAAAUUUCAGAUUGCUUUGCCAUUAGGAGAGGACCAACUACUAAUCCCAAGCAGUUUGUCUGAUCACAGACCUGUUAUAGAGCUUCCCCACUGUGAAAAUUCAGAAAUUAUCAUCAGACUUUAUGAGAUGCCAUACUUUCCUAUGGGAUUUUGGUCCAGGCUGAUCAACAGGUUGCUUGAGAUAUCACCUUACAUGCUAUCAGGAAGAGAGCGAGCUCUUCGUCCUAACAGAAUGUACUGGAGACAAGGCAUCUACUUGAACUGGUCUCCUGAAGCUUAUUGUCUGGUGGAAUCAGCAGUAUUUGACAACAACCCAGACAGUUUUUUGAAAAUUACAGCACCUUCUUGCAGAAAAGGGUGCAUUCUUUUGGGGCAAGUUGUGGAUCACAUAGAUUCUCUUAUGGAAGAAUGGUUUCCAGGUUUGUUGGAAAUAGAUGUGUGUGGUGAAGGGGAAACAUUGUUGAAGAAAUGGGCCCUGUACAGCUUUCAAGAUGGUGAAGAACACCAAAAAAUACUGCUUGAUGACUUGCUUAGGAAGGCUGAAGAAGGUGACCUUUUGGUAAAUCCAGACCAACCAAGACAGACCAUUCCAAUUGCUCAGAUUGCUCCUGAUCUGAUACUGGCUGAUUUGCCUAGAAAUAUUAUGUUGAACAAUGAUGACCUGGAAUUUGAUGAAGCUCCUGAAUUUCUCUUAGGUGAUGGUGGGUUUGGAUCUGUGUACCGUGCAUCCUAUGGUGGUGAAGAGGUUGCUGUAAAGAUUUUCAAUAAACAUACUUCCCUCAGGCUCCUAAGACAAGAGCUUGCAGUGCUUUGUCACCUUCACCACCCCAGUUUAGUGUCUUUGCUGGCUGCCGCAAUCCGUCCCCGGAUGCUGGUGAUGGAAUUGGCCCUCAAAGGAUCUCUUGAUCGUUUGCUUCAACAAGACAAUGCAAGUUUAACUAGAACACUUCAGCACAGGAUAGCUCUACAUGUAGCAGAUGGCUUAAGGUACCUGCAUUCAGCAAUGAUUAUCUACCGUGAUUUAAAGCCUCACAAUGUGUUGCUCUUUACCUUAUAUCCCAACUCAGCUGUUAUUGCAAAAAUAGCUGACUAUGGCAUUGCCCAGUAUUGUUGCCGAAUGGGAAUAAAAACCUCCGAAGGCACACCAGGAUUUCGAGCGCCAGAGGUUGCCAGAGGAAAUGUUAUUUACAAUCAGCAAGCUGAUGUUUAUUCAUUUGGCUUGCUGCUUUAUGACAUUUUAACAGGAGGAGGUAGAAUAAUGGAAGGCUUGAAGUUUCCAAAUGAAUUUGAUGAACUAGCAAUACAAGGAAAAUUACCAGAUCCUGUCAAAGAAUAUGGGUGUUCUCCCUGGCCUGAAGUUGAAAAUUUAAUUAAAAAGUGUUUGAAGGAAAACCCUCAGGAACGACCAACAUCUUGCCAGGUUUAUGAGAUCCUGAAUUCUGCAGAGCUUAUCUGUUUGAUGAGGUAUGUUUCAAUACCCAGCACAUCUACAGCAGAGUGCAUGGUGGCUGCCAAUCAAAGCUGCAAGAAGGCAGGAGUCUGGAUAGGCAAUGGGAACACAGAAAAGGCACAGCUUUCAUUUGUUAACCUGAACACAGAUGGACAUACUUGUGAGGAUAUUGCAGACAGUAAAAUUAUAAGUUUGGCCUUAGUGACGCUUCCUACUGAGAAAGAAAACUGGAUUGUAGCAGGAACCCAGUCUGGUUCUCUGUGGGCAGUUAACACAGAAGAUGAAACAAGAAGGCAUCGUCUGCAGAAAAUGUCAGAUUCUAUCACUUGUUUAUACUGCAAUUCUCUUUCAAAGCAAAGCAAACAGAGGAAUUUCUUCUUGGUAGGCACAGCUGAUGGCAGGCUGGCAGUUUUUGAAGACAGAGCAGUAAAGUGUAAGGGUGCAACACCUUUGAAGAUAUUGACUAUAGGGAAUGUUAGCACACCCCUGAUGUGCUUAAAUGAAUCCUCAUGCUUAUCUGAAAAAAACAUAAUCUGGGGAGGCUGUGGAACAAAAAUCAUUGCCUUAACCAGUGACUUCUCUGUUCAAAAGCUCAUUGAAACAAAGACAAGUCAACUGUUCUGUCAUAAUGCUUACAGUGAUGCAAACAUUAUUUCAAUAGCAAUAGACAAAUCCAUCUACUUGGCAAAGAAAAACAGCCAUUUUGUGGAAAUCUGGGACAAGAAGACAGAAAAACUUUCUGAAUUAAUUGACUGUGCACAUUUUCUUAAGAACAAAGUGGAAAAAUUAAAUAAGGAAUCAAAACAUAAACUGGCUUAUUCUGGAAGAGUGAAGACCAUUUGUCUUCAGAAAAAUACUGCACUGUGGAUAGGGACAGGAGGAGGACAUAUCUUGCUGCUUGAUUUGUCAACACGUCGUCCUGUACGAGUCAUAGACAAGUUCUGUGAUUCUGUUCGAGUCAUGAUAACAGCUCAGCUGGGGAGUCUCAAGAAUGUGGUCCUUGUUUUGGGAUACUGCUAUAAAAGUGACACCGAAGACAACAAAUAUCACAAAGAGUUACAAUCCUGCGUGUCAGUGUGGGACAUUAACCUGCCCCAUGAAGUGCAAAACUUGAAAAAGCACAUAGAAAUUAGACAGGAAUUAGCAGAAAAAAUGAAAAGCUUUUCUUUGGACUGAAGAUUCACCCUGCAAGUGUCAUUUGUUUAUCUGGUCUUCUAUAUUAACAAGCUGUGCAAUAUUUACAACUUCUUCUUCCUGUUGUGUUUGAACUAAAGCAGGAAGAAAAUUACCAUGAGAGUAUUCACAGGAUACAAAGAAGAAAGAAGUUAAUUGUAAUAUUUCAAAGGACAGAAAACUGUUGAGAAUUUCUGAUUCUAAAAUGGUAUGAUGUAUCUGUUGUUUACCUGUGAAGUUCUGCUCUCUGCAGCUAUGGCUCAACUUCAGUAUAACGUUGUUCAUCCAGUUUUUGAUCCCA